AUUCCAAAAACCCUAGCUGAGAAGACUGUCCAAUUUCAUUUACCUCUAAUGGCGUGCACCAUCGAUUUCCGACGCCUGGACGAGGGUUUUGGGGGUAAGACGUCCAAGCGCAAGAGAUCCGAGCAGGAAGCCGCCAAGCAGAAUCUGAAUCAAUCGAAUGAGGAUGAAUCAAUGGACUUGGAUACAUUCAACCAGCCGCAGUCCAAGCGGCAGGCCGUCCAGUCCUCCGAUGACCCCAACAAGCCGUCCUUCGGAAGGCCGACGUACGACGGCGUGAUCGCUGGGAAAGUGUCUGGAAGGAACUGGAAGGAGGUUCGGACCCAUCGAGCGUCUGCGGUGCACGUGAGCAAGAGAAAAACGACGGUUGAGCAGAGGACGAGGGAGAAGGAGGUGAAGAAGGCGUACAGGGAGAGGAUGAACGAGCUGAAGGAGGAGAUAAGGCGGAAUAAGGAGGAGAAGCGGAAGCUCCGGGAGGAAAGGGAGAAGAAAAAGCAGGAGAAUAUUCUGAGGUCCGGGACUAAGCUCCAGGUAAUAACAAACCCUAAGACCCUGAAGAAGAUAGCUAAGUCCAAGCAGAGGAAGCUUCUCAAGGUUGUACCUGAUGAUAUACUUAAAGGAAACAAAAACUCCAAGAAGUAAGGGAAAUUGUAAGGCUUCUGGUAUCUUAUAUUUAGCUGCAAUUUUGGGAUCAGUAAUUAGCAUAAUUAAACAAGAAUUCCGUGAAUCUAUCUGUUUGUUUUCAUUGGGUAUGAAAGUAAAGAAGAUUACGAUUAAUGUUUGAUGUGGUUCUGCUUAGUGUAAUUUUGGCUUGCUUAGAAUUUUUCUUGACAAUGGCUGCUAGAAAAUUCUGUGGCGAUACUGUGUUACUUUCUUUCUUUAAAAUUUGCAUAUUGGGGGUUGUAUUUAUGUGCUUGAUUAAGUUGCUCUGAAGAUGUAUUAUUUUGUUGAAAUUACUGUUUUAUGUAGUAUGAGUUGCUCGACAUAAGGCAAAGUUAAGAAGAUUACAAUUGAUCGACUGUCAAGUGUAUUUGAAUCUAAGUUUGUUUCGGGGAGCUUCCACUGUGUUUUCUUCAGUUUGAGUUAGUUUUUUCUUCAACAAAUUGUAGAGUCUGCAAUGUGAGUUGCAAGUCUUGGGUAUGCUUAUUAGUGACCUGAUUUGAGUUAUUUUUUAAAUAGGAAAAAUCUAGGUUUUUGUUUGCCAUGUUUUUAAUGAAAAUUAGUCGUUCAUAGUGAUAUUUUGAUUUUACUUUGAGAAAAAAAGGAAAAAGUAAUGAAAAAUAGUACGGAGUGAGGACUAAUUAUAGUGCUGAUUGGACAGCAUAUGGUAAUCUUGGUAAUCUUAUGCACAACACAUGGUUGCUGUUGAAAUGUAUAUCAUUAGGAUGUGUUGUCAAUUACAUAUUAUUUAUUGUAUAGUGUUAGUGUGUGAUAUGUGCUUAAGAUCAAUGGAAAUAUGCACUGUUAGUUAUAUAAUACAUUAUUAUAUUAACAUUACCUGUUAACCUGUGAUAUGUAUUGAGAUCAAUGGCGACAGAUUAUAUAAUGUGAUGUAAGUUCACAUGUUGUAUUUGUAUUAUAUCAACAUAAGCUAUGUGUUGUCUAUCUGUGCAUAAACAAUUUACCGUCAGUAACAGCUACCAUGUUUUUAAUGUAUUUUAUCAACGAUUUUAAGAAAGAAUAAUGCAAUCUCUUAAAUUUUAUUUGAGAACUCCCAUAGGGAUGUCAUUUCAAACAUGAGUUCAGUUGAUUCAUCCCACUUAUUUGUGAUUGUCGUAAAGUUGUAUAGAGCAUGUCGAUUCACAAUUAGUAUAUAGUUAUAUAGAGAAGGCUGGUUGAAAUACAAUUCAUGAAUAUGCUUAAACCCACCCCGCAAAUGUAGUUACUUGACAUACGGCAGGGGUUCAUUGUUUUCUAGCAACCUCUAUCUUUAUUGCCAUUCAACAGAAUUAUGCGUGUGCUUGUCAAUUUGUUUGAGUUCAACCGGCGAGCAAAAGAUCAUUUUUAGUAUGUGAUAUCUUUCUUGAAUAGCUAAAGUAGUCUAUUUCCAAUCCGAGACUGCUGUGUUUCGUCAAUAGCUGAGAUUGCAUUUCGAUAUAUCUUAGAAGUGUGUUGGAGAGUUUGGAGAAUAGUAUAAAAAAUAGUUUGACAUAAUUCAAAUACAUGUUGGAUGUCGUAAUAUUUUGUAUACACACAUUUUUUGUUCUGUUAUUUUAAAUGAACAAUAGGUAUUUUGUGUUAUUGUUUGGAGAAUGUACUUUUAAAUAAAUGUGUAAAAACUAUGGUUUUGUGA
Molecule: messenger RNA, 2290 nt
Organism: Andrographis paniculata
Lineage: Eukaryota; Viridiplantae; Streptophyta; Magnoliopsida; Lamiales; Acanthaceae
Product: vicilin-like seed storage protein At2g18540
Exons: 1
Coding region: 49-639 (196 amino acids)
Cellular component (GO): nucleolus
Source: RefSeq, a predicted model, not a curated record